GGAAACCUGAGUAAACUGUGGCAUUUAAUCUUUUGUCCCGGGCCAGUCCGGUUAGCUAUAAAAGCCCGAGCAGCCUCCCAGUCUGUCUGCUCUGCUGAUCCGGAGACCCCACCGCCCAACAUGAAGCCUCUCCUCCUUGUGGCGCUGCUCGGACUCCUCGCCAGCGCGUCCGCUGCACCUCAGAAGGUGAAAUGGUGCGUCAUUUCGAACCAAGAGAUGCGUAAAUGUUUGGAUCUCGCAGCAGCAGCUCCUGUUUUCAGCUGUGUGGAAAAAGAAAACGCCCUCGACUGCAUUAUUGCGAUCAAGGCUGGGGAGGCAGAUGCCAUUACUUUGGAUGGUGGAGACAUUUACGUUGCUGGGCUGAACAACUACGACCUCCAUCCCAUCAUUGCUGAGGACUACAGCUCCGCAUCAGAAACCUGCUACUAUGCUGUUGCUGUGGUAAAGAAGGGAACUGGAUUUAACUUCAGAGAUCUUGGAGGGAAGAAAUCAUGCCACACUGGUUUGGGGAAAUCUGCAGGAUGGAACAUUCCCAUAGGAACUCUGGUGUCCAUGAAUAUAAUUAAGUGGGGUGGCAUUGAAGACAAACCUUUGGAGGAAGCUGUAGGUACCUUCUUCCAGGCCAGCUGUGUUCCUGGGGCAACAAGGGGUAGCAAGCUGUGUGAAUUGUGCAAGGGAGACUGCUCCAAGUCCCAGAGGGAGCCUUACUAUGACUACAACGGAGCCUUCCAGUGUCUGGCUGAUGGUGUUGGAGACGUGGCUUUUGUGAAGCAUCUCACUGUGCCUGAAUCUGAAAAGUCCAACUAUGAGCUACUGUGCAAGGACAACACCAGAGCACCUAUUGACAGCUACCAAACCUGUUACCUGGUCAGAGUGCCAGCUCAUGCUGUUGUUACUCGCAAGGAUCCAGAGCUGGCCGAAUUGAUCUCCACGAGCCUUCAAGGAGUUCAGAACUUUAACCUCUUCUCAUCUGAAGCGUACGCACCUGCCAAGAAUCUCAUGUUCACAGAUUCAGCUGUGAAGCUUGUGAGGCUGCCCCCAAGCAUAGAUUCCUUCCUGUAUCUGGGUGCUAACUACAUGAGUAUUAUCUUUUCCCUUAAAAAAGAGCCGACACCAGGCAUUACGUCCUCUGCCAUUAGGUGGUGUGCUGUGGGCCAUGCUGAGACCGCCAAGUGUGACACAUGGAGCAUCAACAGUGUGACUGAUGACACUACCUCCAUUGAAUGCCAGAAUGCCCCUACAGUUGAAGAGUGCCUGAAGAAGAUUAUGCGUAAAGAGGCUGAUGCAAUGGCGGUGGAUGGAGGACAGGUGUUUACGGCUGGAAAGUGUGGUCUGGUUCCUGUUAUGGUGGAGCAGUAUGCUCAAGAUUUAUGCAGCCGCGCUGAUGUCACAGCCUCCUCAUACUUUGCUGUUGCUGUGGUAAAGAAGGGUUCAGGGGUGACCUGGGAGAAUCUGAAGGGCAAGAAGUCUUGCCACACAGGCAUCGGCAGAACUGCUGGUUGGAACAUCCCCAUGGGUCAGAUCUACAAAGUACAAAAUGACUGUGACUUCACUAAGUUCUUCACAAGUGGCUGUGCGCCUGGAGCCGACCCCAGUUCUCCGUUCUGUUCUUUGUGUGUCGGCAGCGGUAAAGCUGUGGGAGAUGAGGCCAAGUGCAAAGCCAGUGCCGAUGAGCAGUACUACGGUUACGCCGGAGCCUUUAGGUGUCUGGUUGAGGGUGGUGGUGAUGUUGCCUUCAUCAAACACACAAUUGUUCAAGAAAACAGUGAUGGUAACGGUCCAGACUGGGCUCGUAGUCUGAGAUCUUCAGAUUACCAGCUCAUCUGCCCUGGGAAGGCCCCAGUGGAGAUCACUGAAUACGCCUCUUGUCACUUGGCUAAUGUGCCAGCACACGCUGUGGUGGCUCGCCCAGAGAGCCACGCAGAGGUGGUCCGCAUCCUCCAGGAGCAGCAGACCAGGUUUGGAGGCCAGGGCACUGAUCCUGCAUUCAGAAUGUUCCAGUCAGAGAACGGAAAGAACCUCCUCUUCAAGGACUCCACUAAGUGUCUGCAGGAGGUACCAGCAGGAAGAAGCUAUGAGGAGUUUUUGGGACCAGAGUACAUGGAUUCUAUGAAGUUACUCAGACAUUGCAGCGGUACUGCUUCAGAUCUGGAAAAGUCUUGCACUUCUCAUUCCUGCCAGCAACCCUAAUGGAGACGUGGACUGCAAAGUGAUUCAGCCACCUUACCUACUUGCUUCCUGCACUCGACUCAAAUAUAAUGUUGUUUCUCCAUUUCUGAUCUUAUUUUGGACCUGUUUAGACCUGUUAACACAUGCCUGACUUUUCUCAAAUAAAGGCAUUUUAAUGCUCUUUCAUGGCAACAGCA
Archocentrus centrarchus (flier cichlid) is the source of this 2366-nucleotide messenger RNA. It is a transcript of the gene tfa, whose product is annotated as transferrin-a. Gene Ontology annotation, biological process: antibacterial humoral response; iron ion transport. The coding region runs from base 121 to 2190 and encodes 689 amino acids. NCBI's taxonomy places the organism in Eukaryota, Metazoa, Chordata, Actinopteri, Cichliformes, Cichlidae. The record is from RefSeq and is a predicted model, not a curated record. The transcript is spliced from 17 exons. Gene Ontology annotation, cellular component: extracellular region; recycling endosome; plasma membrane.